AGUAGUGGUUGAACCGAGUAACCAUUUGAUCUUUCUCGUCCUCCCUCGUCCCAUUUUCAUAUUCCACGAAAAACUACUUCCUCCCAGUCCCAUUUCUCUCCAUUAUCGAGCUCUUCCAUUGCUUUGCUCAAGUUCAUCGACUCGUCUUUACUUGAAAAACGAAAUUUUUAUAGAACUUCAUUGAUUCGUCUUUGCUACGGAAAAUAAAUUUUAAGUUGGUUGAUUUUUUUUAAUUAUAGUUCGGUUGUUAUUGAACCCAAAAAUUCAAAAGAUGAACGAUCUGUUUUCAGGGUCUUUUUCUCUCUUUAGAAGCGAGAGUGCGUCGCCUGAUAACCGCCACCACUCCGUCCAAAUGUCCGAAGCACCGUCAACCGGCGGCGUCAACCUCGACAAGUUCUUUGAGGAUGUCGAGUCCGUCAAAGACGACCUGAAAGAGCUCGACCGUCUCUACACCAAUCUCCAAUCCUCUCACGAACAGAGCAAGACUCUUCACAACGCGAAAGCCGUCAAAGACUUGCGUUCUCGGAUGGACGCUGACGUCAGCUCGGCUUUGAAGAAGGCGAAGCUGAUCAAGGUCCGUUUAGAGGCCCUGGACCGGUCCAACGCCGCCAACCGGAGCCUUCCAGAAUGCGGACCUGGAUCGUCGUCGGACCGGACGAGGACGUCGGUGGUCAACGGAUUGAGGAAGAAGUUGCAGGACUCGAUGGAGAGUUUUAUCGAGUUAAGAGAAAAGAUUUCCGGCGAGUACAGAGAGACUGUCCAGAGGCGGUACUUUACGGUCACCGGAGAGAAUCCUGAUGAAAAGGUUCUGGACCGUUUGAUCUCAACAGGAGAGAGUGAAACAUUCUUGCAAAAGGCAAUUCAAGAGCAAGGCAGAGGCAGAAUUUUGGACACUAUAAAUGAAAUUCAAGAGAGGCAUGACGCUGUGAAAGAGAUGGAAAAAAAUCUGCAGGAGCUGCACCAGGUGUUCCUGGACAUGGCUGUGUUGGUGCAAGCUCAAGGAGAACAAUUAGACGACAUUGAAAGCCAGGUGGCGAGAGCUAAUUCAUUUGUUCGUGGCGGUACUGAGCGAUUGCAGACGGCAAGAAAACACCAGAAAAAUACCAGGAAAUGGACUUGUUAUGCCAUCAUCCUUUUGCUGGUAAUCAUCUUAUUUGUUGUUUUGUUUACUGUGAAGCCGUGGGAAAUAAAUAAUAAUAACGGUAGCAGUAACAAUGCCGGGACAGCGGUACAAACUUCACCCUCGUCGCCGCCACCACCUGUUUAACCCUGAGAUUGAUAUGUUCAUGGUAGAUUCAAGGCAUACGAGAUGAGAUUACACCGCAUCUUUGAGUUUUUUUAAUUGAUUUAAUUUUUUUAGUCAUUUGGGCAGUUGGGUUUGUGAAAUAUAUUUGCUUUGAUUGAAUUUAGAUUCUAUAUUGUAUCUAUAUAAUACAUAUUAUUGUCGGAUUAGCAUUAUCAUUUC
Molecule: messenger RNA, 1465 nt
Organism: Mangifera indica (mango)
Lineage: Eukaryota; Viridiplantae; Streptophyta; Magnoliopsida; Sapindales; Anacardiaceae
Product: syntaxin-121-like
Exons: 2
Coding region: 272-1267 (331 amino acids)
Biological process (GO): intracellular protein transport; exocytosis; vesicle fusion
Cellular component (GO): endomembrane system; plasma membrane; SNARE complex
Molecular function (GO): SNAP receptor activity; SNARE binding
Source: RefSeq, a predicted model, not a curated record